Aaosphaeria arxii CBS 175.79 is the source of this 2688-nucleotide messenger RNA. Its product is annotated as glycoside hydrolase family 3 protein. The record is from RefSeq and is a predicted model, not a curated record. Lineage: Eukaryota; Fungi; Ascomycota; Dothideomycetes; Pleosporales. Bases 1 to 2688 code for a protein of 895 amino acids. The transcript is spliced from 2 exons. Gene Ontology annotation, biological process: carbohydrate metabolic process. Gene Ontology annotation, molecular function: hydrolase activity, hydrolyzing O-glycosyl compounds.
AUGGAUAUCCCCGACCUUGUUCAGCAAUUGCAUCUCACAUUUGCCGAUAACAUCAUUGGGCCGAACUCUGAUAACUCGCUUUACGACUUUGAAUUGCGGUUUACGCCCGGUGCUGCUGUAGGACAUGUGCAUGAUUGGUACCCCCUCAACAAAUCGUACUACAAUGGGUUGCAGCGCUUGAACAUUGAGAAGUCGAAUACGAAAAUACCAUUCUUGCAUUGGGGUGAGUGUCUCCACGGUGUGGCGAGCUUCAACCAGAGCGUUUUCCCCCAGGCGCUCGCUUUGGCAUCGAGUUGGGAUACUGGGUUGGUCAAUCGUGUUGGACGGGCUAUCGGUGCAGAGGCGAGAAGUAUUGGUGUUCACGCUUGCCUGGCACCAGUGCUCGAUCUUUGUAAAGAUCCUCGUUGGGGCCGAUGUCAAGAGGCGUGGGGUGAGGACAAAAUCUUGACAUCGAAGAUGGGUGUUGCUUUCUCGUCCGGCUUAUCGAAGAAUGGGUCUUGGGAUCGGCCAGACGCUAUUGUGCCUGUGAUGAAGCAUUUUGCAGCCCAUGGUUCGCCUCAAGGUGGGAGCAACGGCUCGCCGUAUAUGGGGCAUGGCAAUCGUGAGGUGCUGGAAGAGCAUUUGCUCCCAUUCAAGAGCGUUGUGGAUUUGGGUGGCGUGGGGGGAGUGAUGAUGGCAUAUCACGAACUGGACGACAUUCCGAGUCAUGUGAAUCCCAUGUUGUAUGAGCAGCUAGACCAAUGGGGUUUCAGUGGUUUUGUGACAGCUGAUGACACUGGCAUGAAGCAGCUGCAAGUUGGGCAUAGAGUUGCCAGCUCGCCAGCAGAUGCCAUUGCACAGUAUUACAAUGCUGGAGGGAUCGUUCAAUACUACGACUAUCCUCUCUCUACUCUUCUUAAUGCGACACAUGGGCUGCUCUCCAAUGAGACAAUAUCCGAAGAGUUGCUUCGGGAUAAGGUUCGACGCGUACUGGGUAUAAAGUACGACGCCAGAUUGUUUGAAGAGCCUUACAUUGCGGAUGAGAUUGACCCUUAUCAGCUCGUUGAGGAUCAUAUACCUCUAACCUUAGAAGCAGCCCAGAAAUCCAUAGUGCUGCUAGAGAACAGGAACGAAACGUUACCACUUCAAGCAACGGGCAAUGCUCCGAAGUCAAUUGCAUUGAUUGGACCCUUUGGGGAUAUUUUAAACUAUGGCGACUACUCUGGAACCUAUGGAAUGUAUCCUGUUGCAAAUUCUACGACGCUAAGAGAUGGCAUAUUGAAUCAUUUGGGGAACACAAGUACGAAACUCACAUCAAGCGUGGGUGCAAACACUUGGUUGUACAACGCACACUACCCUAUUCCAUCAUCGCAUCUAUCAUCAAAUGGAACCCCUGGAGGCCUACAUGUUACCUACUUCGCACACCCCAAUUUCAGUCACCCUUUGGUCCAGAAGUUAGAAACGCCAGUUGGUACUUGGGGCCUGUACCCGCCUCCUGGCCUUCCCUCGAACAAUUUUAGUGCUAUAUGGGAAGGAGAGUUAGAUCCAGCUGUUGAUAUUGAUGUUGAAGGCUGGUUGGGUGUAGCUCUUGGCCCCAAUACCACUGCCAAAGUAUAUGUUGACGGAAAUCUGCAUGUGGACAUCCCAUCAACAUUCGAGGGUAACAUCAUGUCCAACAUCCCCGACCGAGCCUACAGUUUAGUAAACAGUACCCUUCCUCCUCCUGGUUCAAACCCAAUCACAUUCAAAACCGGUACUAAACAUCACAUUCGUCUCGAAUACCAGACCUGGAAUACGUAUCAAAAGAUAGAGAACGUAGGGAUGCUUAACUCGCAGGUCCUUCUUUUCUGGAACUUGGUGGACCGGAAGUCGCCUAUUGAGAAGAGCGUCGCCGUUGCAAAAGAUGCCGAUGUUAUAAUCCUCACAUUGGGCGCAGCAUGGAAUAGUGACGGCGAAAGCGGUGAUCGUGCGACGUUGAGCCUUCCCGCAAAUCAGACUCUACUCGCAGAGGCAAUCUUCGCCCUGAACAAGCCUGUCGUAUUAGUGCUACAGGGUGGACGGCCGUUUGCGAUUCCCGAAUUCUAUUUUCGAGCUGCUGCCGUCAUAAGCGCCAAUUUCCCAGGACAGAGCGGCGGGCAGGCGAUUGCGGAUGUUCUGUUCGGGAAGGUGAAUCCCGGUGGUCGAAUUCCGGUCUCCGUGCCCAUUCACGAAGGAGCGCUUCCGGAUUAUUACAACUACAAACAGACCGCGAAGAAGAAGUGGUAUCUAGAUAUGGGGUCUUUUCCAAUUUAUCCAUUUGGACAUGGACUUUCGUACACGACUUUCAACGUGUCGAAUUACCGCGCCGCUACCCUGCGAGGAACAAAUAACUUUACUGCAGAAGAUACCAUCGUCUUUGAAGCGGACAUCAGGAAUGUUGGAUCUGUGUCGGGUUCGUAUGUCGCGCAGAUUUAUCUACUACAGAGAGUAUCGCAGAUCUCCCAACCGUUGAAACAGCUCGUCGCAUUCGAACGGGUUUACAUUGAUCCAGGGCAGACUAUCACAGCGCGGAUGGAGCUAGACGUCGGGCGUUACUUACGACUACUGGACAGGAAGUAUCAAUGGACUGUAGAGAAGGGCUUGUACACAUUUGCUAUGUUGGACAACGGUGGAUGGGACGCUUUGUGGAAUGCCAAUGCUGGAGGAAACGUCACAAUGGCUUCUGUUUAA